Messenger RNA from Ochotona curzoniae (black-lipped pika), 1971 nucleotides. It is a transcript of the gene TFAP2A, whose product is annotated as transcription factor AP-2 alpha. Bases 207 to 1508 code for a protein of 433 amino acids. Lineage: Eukaryota; Metazoa; Chordata; Mammalia; Lagomorpha; Ochotonidae. Gene Ontology annotation, biological process: regulation of transcription by RNA polymerase II; anatomical structure development; regulation of cell population proliferation. Gene Ontology annotation, cellular component: nucleus. The transcript is spliced from 7 exons. The record is from RefSeq and is a predicted model, not a curated record. Gene Ontology annotation, molecular function: DNA-binding transcription factor activity, RNA polymerase II-specific; RNA polymerase II transcription regulatory region sequence-specific DNA binding.
GGUGCUGGGACUGGGGCUGACGGAGUGAAUUCCUGGGCCAGCGCGCAUGCGUCGGCAGGUAGCAACCCAGCUCUUUAUGACCAGGUGAGAUGUUGGUGAGCAGGUAAAAAAAGGACGAUUUGCCUAAGCGAUUCCAGGGAGCGGGCCCGGCCGAGCCCUCCAGCCCAUGCCCGGCGGGGACCCGUCGCCAGGAGCGCUGAGCCGUGAUGUCCCUACUUGCCAAAAUGGGGGACUGGCAGGACCGUCACGACGGCACCAGCAACGGAACUGCACGGUUGCCCCAACUGGGCACUGUAGGUCAAUCUCCCUACACGAGCGCCCCGCCGCUGUCCCACACCCCAAAUGCUGACUUCCAGCCCCCUUACUUUCCCCCGCCCUACCAGCCUAUCUACCCGCAGUCCCAAGAUCCUUACUCCCACGUCAACGACCCCUACAGCCUCAACCCCCUACACGCCCAGCCGCAGCCGCAGCCCCCGGGCUGGCCCGGCCAGAGGCAAAGCCAGGAGUCUGGGCUCCUGCACACGCACCGGGGGCUGCCCCACCAGCUGUCGGGCCUGGAUCCGCGCAGGGACUACCGGCGGCACGAAGACCUCCUGCACGGCCCGCACGGGCUCGGCUCAGGACUCGGAGACCUCCCGAUCCACUCCUUACCUCACGCCAUCGAAGACGUCCCGCACGUAGAAGACCCGGGCAUUAACAUCCCAGAUCAAACUGUAAUUAAGAAAGGCCCCGUGUCCCUGUCCAAAUCCAACAGCAACGCCGUCUCCGCCAUCCCUAUCAACAAGGACAACCUCUUCGGCGGGGUGGUGAACCCCAACGAAGUCUUCUGUUCAGUUCCGGGUCGCCUCUCGCUCCUCAGCUCCACCUCGAAGUACAAGGUCACGGUGGCGGAAGUGCAGCGGCGCCUCUCCCCGCCCGAGUGUCUCAACGCGUCGCUGCUGGGCGGGGUGCUGCGGAGGGCGAAGUCGAAAAACGGAGGAAGAUCUUUAAGAGAAAAACUGGACAAAAUAGGAUUAAAUCUGCCGGCAGGGAGACGUAAGGCAGCCAACGUGACCCUGCUCACAUCACUCGUGGAGGGAGAAGCCGUCCACCUAGCCAGGGACUUUGGGUAUGUGUGCGAAACCGAAUUUCCUGCCAAAGCAGUAGCUGAAUUUCUCAACCGACAACAUUCCGAUCCCAAUGAGCAAGUGACAAGAAAAAACAUGCUCCUGGCUACCAAACAGAUAUGCAAAGAGUUCACCGACCUGCUGGCCCAGGACCGGUCUCCCCUGGGGAACUCGCGGCCCAACCCAAUCCUGGAGCCUGGCAUCCAGAGCUGCUUAACUCACUUCAACCUCAUCUCGCAUGGCUUCGGCAGCCCAGCCGUGUGCGCCGCCGUCACGGCCCUGCAGAACUAUCUCACCGAGGCCCUCAAGGCCAUGGACAAAAUGUACCUCAGUAACAACCCCAACAGCCACACGGACAGCAGCGCCAAAAGCAGCGACAAAGAGGAGAAGCACAGGAAGUGAGCCCCGCCCGCCGCGCCCCUGCCCUCCCCACUCUCCCACCGGCAGGUGACAGCUGGGGACCAGCCACCCUCACUGCCGCUGCUACCGCCAUCGCCGCCACCUCCGCCGCCCCGGCUCCCCCAGGCUCCCGGGGACUGCUCCACCGUCAGAAGUGGGCAGCCAGCCAAUGCCGACUCGACCCCCUGCCUCGACUUACCCCUUCAGCACCCACAAGCCUCCCCCACCCCCGCCCUCUUCUGGAGCCUGAGAGAACAGAACAGGCCGUGAAGCCAGCAAAGAAAAGUUCUGUCGAGUUUAUGAACUUCUUUUUUUUUUUUUAAUAUCAGCAACAGCAACGAAAAUAUAAAAAAACUUUUUUUUUCUAGAAAAAAGAACAUAAAAAUUAAAAAAAAAAUUAUCUGAGCUUCAUGGGACUGAAGCACCACCUUCCCUUCCAUACUCCAGUUCAGAUUGUAGCCAUACU